AUGGCAUCAGCAGCUCAAGUCAAAUCGGCUGGUCAUCCAAGAUGCCUUUUAAUCGGUGGUGGCAUUACAGCAUCUUUAAUUUCAUACUUCCUACAUAAAAUUUGCCCAUCAAUGCCUAUUGAAGUAUGGGAAAAGGAUGCAACGGUUGGAGGCAGAAUGAUGACCUUUCGUAGUGAAAGCACUCAGUGCACUGCGGAUGUUGGAGCUCAAUAUAUUACAACCGUUCCUACCGAGCAUAACUCGUCUCAAAAAAUCUAUUCUGCUUUAAUCGACGCAGGGAUUUUAAUUCCAUUGACGAAGACCAUCGUAGGUGACCGUAAACAACACAAUGCUAUCAAUUAUGUUGCUGCAAAAGGAAUGUCGAGCAUUGUAGAGCAUUUUCUUACAAAUUCAGGAACAAAAACCUUUUGUAAUCGCCAUGUUAAACGAGUACGACCAGCCUCUCAUACCAUUGAAGUGCACUAUAAUGAAGGAAUUAGUGACAACUUUGAAAUUGUUGUAUUUACGAUACCACUUCCCGAAGUAUAUAAAAUAUAUGAAAAGGCUGAAACAUUACUCCAAAAUAAAAUAGAAUAUUCAAGCAGAUAUGCUCUAGCAGCGUUUUAUAAAAACCAAAACUUAAACGAUCAAUUUAACUGGUGCGCAAAGUAUAUUAACACCAACCCAUGUAUAAGAUUUAUAUGCCUGGACACGAAGAAAAGAGAAUCUACAGUGUCUGGUACCUCCAUUGUAGUUCAUACCAGUGUCAGCUUUAGUAAAAUGAACCAAAGCACCGAUCCUACUGCAGUAAAAGACAAAAUACUGACAAAUCUCAAUGGCCUAAUGCCUGGUUUGCCGCCUGCAGAUGAUUCGACACUAGUAAACUGGGAAUAUUCACAAGUAAUACAAGCGUAUGACUGCAAUGGAGCUUUCAUUCUUAAUGAAUUUCCUUUACUAAUUGCUGGCGGUGACUCAUUUGCAAUGUCUAAAUUUGAUGGAUGCUUAAACUCUGCUUCAGUUUUAUCAAAGAUCAUUUCAGAUUCUGUGCAAUCUGUUAGUGCAAAUAUCUAA
Molecule: messenger RNA, 1050 nt
Organism: Trichoplax adhaerens
Lineage: Eukaryota; Metazoa; Placozoa; Uniplacotomia; Trichoplacea; Trichoplacidae
Exons: 5
Coding region: 1-1050 (349 amino acids)
Cellular component (GO): extracellular region
Molecular function (GO): oxidoreductase activity, acting on NAD(P)H
Source: RefSeq, a predicted model, not a curated record